Messenger RNA from Ambispora gerdemannii, 327 nucleotides. The record is from the annotation of a GenBank genome assembly. NCBI's taxonomy places the organism in Eukaryota, Fungi, Glomeromycota, Glomeromycetes, Archaeosporales, Ambisporaceae.
AUGGUUACCGUCAAGGCAGGCGAUAACCUCACAUGUCAGAAGGGCAACCCUCUGAAGAGCACUAUCGCAUCAUCGUCCUCUAUUAUACUCGACGAUCCCAUGCACAACUUUGUGAUGGAUAUCCUUUUUAAAAUUGCUGAGGAGUUCCGUCUUCUCUGCGAGCGUCAUAAAAGCUUCACAACAGCACUUUGUUCUCCCUCAGACAAAAAAUACACCUUGUUUACUGGCAGAGAAGAGGACCCACGGGUAUUCACAGGCGGAGGAGAGGGUUCAUGGGUCUUUGCGAUGUUAUUAAUAGUGGCGUGGGUAUCGAUGGCGAACGAAUGA